AUGGUCUAUCCCAUAUGCUCCGCGCGAAGCGUUCACCAUUACUUUCAACUUUUCAGGUAUGAAAACGAAACAUCGGAUGCACCUCUUCGUAUUCUCCGAAUAACAUCGCCCAUCAUUUUCAUCAACUGCGAUAUUAUUCGCGAACAAAUCGAAAAGCAGGCGAUUGCUAUUGGAGGCAUGGACACAGGAGUGAAUAGUCGAUCACCAUCAAUGAGAAGUCAGCCGCUCAUCACGACACUGCAAGGAUAUCCCACUGAUCGUUCUAAGAACAGUGUGAUCGUUAUAACACAUGACUCCGAAUUUUUGCAGGCAAAUCCCCCGGAAUGGCCGCCGCUGAGAUACAUCUUACUCGAUUGUUCCGGGGUCGCAUAUGUGGAUCCUGAAGCAAUCCAAAUGCUUUCACGGGUAUAUACCGAGCUGGAUGAUGAUGAUUUCAAACUGCUAUUUGCUGGUGUUAACGCAAGAAUCCGUGAUUUCCUGGAAACAAGCAAUUUUUUCGAUGUGGUUCCACGAAGUCAUUUCUUUCCAACUUUGCAGGAAGCUCUUAGCUCACUCAGAAACGCCAACGUACCGCUUCAUACGAGCGUUUCAAUGAACGGCUAUCGUGAUGUGAUCACGUUGUCGACAGCUCCGUCAAAUAUCGACAUAUCCUGCCCUUCACCGGAGCCCGUAUGA
Cooperia oncophora is the source of this 675-nucleotide messenger RNA. The record is from the annotation of a GenBank genome assembly. NCBI's taxonomy places the organism in Eukaryota, Metazoa, Nematoda, Chromadorea, Rhabditida, Trichostrongylidae.